AUGUUUAAAACCAUUAAAUUGGUUAGGCCCAUAUUAUCACAACGAGAACGACGUCUAUUCUCCACAGAUGUUGCGUCUGUGUUUGUGAGCGGCGCUGAGCUGGUUUCAGCUGCUCAUGCCGCUUCCGGGCUUCCCUGGUGGGCCUUCAUUCCUCUGAUAACGGUGUCGGUCAGAACGUGUAUCACUCUGCCUCUGGCAAUUUACCAGAGAAGGGGGCUACAAAGGCAGAACGAACUACGUCCCAUUAUAAGUGCGAUGUUUCCCAUUUUCAAGCUUAGAUUGGCCGCCAGGGCCCAAGCAGCACAGCAAAACGCCAGACUCUCCAAAAGUGACGUUCCCAUCAAGACAGAGACCGAGCAGCUCUCGGCAAACAAAAUCAUCGUACUGGCUUCCAAGGAAAGAAUGAAACGGCAAAGACAGAUUUUCAGGGAGAACGGCUGUCAGUCGUGGAAGUUCUUGGCACUUCCCGCAUUACAGAUACCAUUAUGGAUAACAUUAUCUCAAACCUUUAGGGUCCUUACAGGUUGGACGAGCGUGCGUGCCACUGUGCUGGAUCCCACGCUAUCAACUGAAGGACUCGGGUAUCUUACGAACCUCACUUUCACUGAUCCAUAUUUCAUACUGCCUGUGGUUCUCGGAGUCACAGCUUUGACUAAUGCGGAAUGGAAUUUUCGUACGGCGGACCUAAUGAAGCUAACCACGAGAGGAGUGAGGAACUCGUUAAGACCUACUGCUUUUGACAGUGUCAUCAAUCUUACCAGAAUGAGCAUCUGUUUCCUUGUUGUUUUAUCGGCCCAAGCUCCAGCUGCUCUGUCCCUUUACUGGAUUAGCUCCAACAUGUACUCGUUGGCUCAAAACAUUCUUUUAAACAAGUUUAUGCCCUUGAGAUACACUCCAUAUGCCAGAUCAAUGCCUUCGACAAAGAAGUUGGCAGGCGAAAGCCUUGUGGAAUUUUAA
Messenger RNA from Ogataea angusta, 957 nucleotides. RefSeq lists its product as uncharacterized. Gene Ontology annotation, biological process: mitochondrial respiratory chain complex IV assembly; protein insertion into mitochondrial inner membrane from matrix. The coding region runs from base 1 to 957 and encodes 318 amino acids. The record is from RefSeq and is a predicted model, not a curated record. Gene Ontology annotation, cellular component: mitochondrial inner membrane. The transcript has a single exon. Lineage: Eukaryota; Fungi; Ascomycota; Pichiomycetes; Pichiales; Pichiaceae. Gene Ontology annotation, molecular function: membrane insertase activity.